Molecule: messenger RNA, 1990 nt
Organism: Herpailurus yagouaroundi (jaguarundi)
Lineage: Eukaryota; Metazoa; Chordata; Mammalia; Carnivora; Felidae
Gene: PNKP
Product: polynucleotide kinase 3'-phosphatase
Exons: 17
Coding region: 94-1947 (617 amino acids)
Biological process (GO): DNA repair
Cellular component (GO): nucleus
Molecular function (GO): polynucleotide 3'-phosphatase activity; double-stranded DNA binding; protein binding
Source: RefSeq, a predicted model, not a curated record
AAUGAAUGUUACAGAGUUCAACGUGGAAAGAAAAUCUGCGAAAAGAAGACCCACACCCCCUACUGGCCCGAGCCGUCCAUUGCUGCGGGAGAGAUGAAGGUCAGAGCACCGGAGGACCAAAGGGGCAGGUCUGGAAAGGGGCGGGGCUCCUGUAAUGGGAGGAGCCAAGGCCCUGCCCCCUUUCGUAGGACGAGUCAUUUCCGUCCGCCGAGAAACAGAGAAAGAAGCCGGUGGAGUUGCGGACAGAGCGCCUCGGGCUGGACUUCCCUGGUCGCAAGUGGCAGGCCGGCGCUAGGGAUGGCCGAGGUGGAGCCCCAGGGCCGCCUGUGGCUGGAGAGCCCCCCUGGGAGUGCGCCCCCCAUCUUCCUGCCCUCGGACGGGCAAGCCCUGGUCCUCGGCCGGGGACCCUUGACCCGGGUUACCGACCGGAAGUGCUCCAGAAACCAAGGUGGGCGGGGCCGGGGCUGCAGGGGGUGUGGUCCGCUGCUGGAGCGGGAACACAGUGCAGGAAAGCUGGACGGCCGGUCCAUGGAGCUGGUCGCAGACCCUGGGACUAAGACCGUGGCAGUGAAACAGCUGGGAAUUAACCCCUCAACUGCUGGGACCCAGGAGCUGAGUCCGGGGGCAGAAGGCUCUCUGAGGGUGGGGGACACACUGUAUUUGGUCAACGGCCUCCACCCGCUAACCCUGCGCUGGGAAGAGGCCCGCACGUCUGAAUCCCAGCAAGACACUCCACCCGGCACCCCUCCGGUGGCUCCAGACGCUUCAGGGGACAUUGAACCACCGAAGAAGAAGCGGAUGUGGAAGUCAUCCUCCGGCUGGGAGAAUUUUGAGAAGCUGCUAGUGUUUACAGCACCUGGGGUGAAGCCCCGGGGCAAGGUGGCCGCCUUUGAUCUGGAUGGGACCCUCAUCACCACCCGCUCUGGGAAGGUCUUUCCCACUGGCCCCAGUGACUGGAGGAUCUUGUACCUAGAGAUUCCCCGUAAGCUCCGGGAACUGGAUGAGGAAGGCUACAAGCUGGUGAUCUUCACCAACCAGAUGGGCAUCGGGCGCGGGAAGCUGCCAGCAGAGGAGUUCAAGGCCAAGGUGGAGGCUGUGGUGGAGAAGCUGGGCCUUCCCUUUCAGGUGCUGGUGGCCACGCACGCCGGCUUGUACCGGAAGCCGGUGAUCGGCAUGUGGGACCAUCUGCGGGAGCAGGCCAACGAGGGCGUGCCCAUCUCCAUAGGGGACAGUGUCUUUGUGGGAGACGCAGCCGGACGCCCAGCCAACUGGGCCCCGGGGCGGAAGAAGAAAGACUUCUCUUGUGCGGACCGUCUGUUUGCCCUCAACCUUGGCUUGCCCUUCGCCACACCGGAGGAGUUCUUCCUGAAGUGGCCCGUCGCCAGCUUUGUGCUCCCCACCUUUGACCCGAGAACCGUCUCCCCCUCGGGGCCGCUCUACCUCCCUGAGGCCAGCUCCCUCUUGAGUCACAGCCCUGAAGUGGUGGUCGCCGUGGGAUUUCCUGGGGCUGGCAAGACCACCUUCCUGCAGGAGCAUCUCGUGUCGGCUGGCUACGUCCACGUGAACCGGGACACCCUGGGCUCAUGGCAGCGCUGCGUGACCACGUGCGAGACCGCUCUAAAGCAAAGGAAACGGGUCGUGAUCGACAACACAAACCCGGACCCUCCCACCCGGGCCAGGUACAUUAAGUGCGCCCGGGACGCAGGGGUCCCUUGCCGCUGCUUCCUCUUCGGCGCCACGCUGGAGCAGGCGCGCCACAACAACCGGUUCCGAGAGAUGACCGGCUCCUCUCACGCCCCCGUGUCCGACGUCGUCAUGUUUGGCUACAGAAAGCAGUUCGAGGCCCCGACGCUGGCGGAAGGCUUCUCGGCCAUCCUGGAAAUCCCGUUCCGGGUGAAUGUGGAACCUCCCCUCGAGCGGCUGUACCGCCAGUUCUCAGAGGGCUGAGCUGCCCCUGCCCCCCAACCCCCAAUAAAUGGUUUUCCUUUAA